CAAACAUUUCUUCCUCACGACGAAAUAAAUAAAUAAAUAUACUUUCCCCUGUCUCUAAUUACUUUUUCCAUUCCUCGGAUAAUCCAUCUUCUUCUUACAUGAGAAAUGGCGAAAAGAACGCCGUCGUCCUCGUCUUUGGGGCUUUUGACGUUAUUGGCCACAAUAACCGUUUGCAAGUUCCAUGUCCCGGGAAUGUGUUCUAAUAACGAUGACGACCAAACCAGAAACAAUUUGGAAAAGUUCCCUGUAUCUCGGGUUGAACCCGGUUCAUCUUCACCACCAGAUUACUCCACAUUGUUUGCAACUGCUCCAACCACUACUCCUUCUGGGAGGGUGUACGGGGUGACAUCGUACGGGGCGGAUCCGAGCGGGGAAGAGGACAGCACGGGGGCAAUUAUGGAAGCAAUUAGGGACGCCCUUGACGGUCCAAGUGAGGGGUUCCUGUUCGCCGGGAUCCGGAAUCUAGGGGGUGCCAGGGUGGACCUCCAAGGUGGCACCUACGUCGUCUCCCGCCCUUUGAACUUCCCCCUCCCCGGCCGAGGCAAUCUCAUCAUCCAUGGAGGAACAUUGAAGGCGUCGGAGAAUUUCCCAGCGGAAGGCUAUCUCCUUGACUUGUCGCCGACGACUUCCGGUGGCGGCCAGGCGUACAAUUACGAGUUCAUAACCUUCAAAGACCUAUUGCUGGACUCUAACUUCCGGGGAGGAGGAAUUCAAGUGGUCCACUCUCUAAGAAUUGGCAUCGACAAUUGUUACAUAACACAUUUCACAACAAAUGGCAUUUUGGUCAGAGGCGGCCACGAGACAUACAUCAGAAACUCUUUCCUCGGCCAGCACAUCACCGCCGGUGGCGACCCCGACGAGCGGAACUUCACCGGAACGGCGAUCGACCUAUCCGGGAACGACAACGCCGUGACGGACGUCGUGAUCUUCUCUGCCCAAGUCGGAGUCGCGGUCUCCGGCCAAGCGAACUUGCUCUCCGGCGUGCAUUGUUACAACAAGGCCACCGGGUUCGGCGGGACCGGAAUUUACGUGAAAGUCCCCGGAAACACGCAAACGAGGAUAGUGAAUUGCUACAUGGACUACACUGGGAUUGUCGCCGAGGACCCCGUCCAACUCCACGUCUCCAACUCGUUCUUCCUCGGCGAUGCUUUCGUGGAGCUGAAGUCCGUGCGCGGGACGAUCGCCGGAAUCAACAUCGUCGACAACAUGUUCGCCGGCUCUGGCAAAGGCAUUGACAUCGUCCAGCUCGACCAGAAACUCGCGCCGUUCAAAGACGUAGAGCGAGUCGUGGUCGAGAGAAACAACGUGCGGGGGAUGAAUCUCAAAUCCACCGUGGGGAUGGGCUGGGCCCGCGGGAACGGAACGACGUGGACCGUUGAUCUUGACCGGGUCCUUCUCUUCCCUAACCUCGCGACGUUCGUGCAGUACACGUUCAAGUCGAGCGAAAACUCGUUCCCUAAGCACGUGUUGAGAAACACGUCGGACAAUCGGGUUGUGAUCGAGUCGGACAUGCCAGUCACGGCCGAGGUCUUUGUCAUGGUUGAUCAGAGCAAGUCGAGCGUAAUUAAUUAAUCUAAACGAGGAAUGAUGUGGUUUAUUUAGGAUUAAUUAAUUGUUCCCAAACUUGUUAAAAGGAUAAUGAGCUUGGGGUGACAAUGUUUCCUGUAUAAAAAUUUGAAAUGAUUGGUGAAUGAAUGGAGACGGAAGAG
Molecule: messenger RNA, 1709 nt
Organism: Cuscuta campestris
Lineage: Eukaryota; Viridiplantae; Streptophyta; Magnoliopsida; Solanales; Convolvulaceae
Source: the annotation of a GenBank genome assembly